Molecule: messenger RNA, 1944 nt
Organism: Cyclocybe aegerita
Lineage: Eukaryota; Fungi; Basidiomycota; Agaricomycetes; Agaricales; Hemipholiotaceae
Source: the annotation of a GenBank genome assembly
AUGCUCCUCAAAUCCAACUUUGGCCUCCUCCUUUGUUCUAUCCUCGCUAUCACGUCGCAGCAGGCCCUUGGACGCGAGAACAUUCUCGAACGAGAUGGCCGUGCUGUCCAUCUCUAUCCUCGACGAUUCGGCCAGGAGCAACCCGCUGUCCUCCAGAAGAUUCGGGAUGCUUGCGGUGGAGCUGUCUGCGGUACCCUUGCCGGUCAGGCUGUCACCCCUCUUCUUGCGGCCCAACCAGAAUGCUCCCAGCAAGAUAUGGCGGACGCCAUUAUUGACGCGAGCAAGCAAUUUGACGCUGCGACGGCUGCCCUAAUGGUUGCUGCUGCUGUCGAAUAUCGCCAGGUCGAGAAGAACACCCCUCCCGACUUUUCGACUAACCCGCCCACUCUGCGAAACUCCGUCUUUUGCCAGAAGGCACCCAAGAACCCGGAGCUCAACGGCCUAGUUCAAGCUCAGGAUCCUGCCAAUGACCCGGACCUCUUUUUCGAUCCUGCUCUGAAAGCCACUGUUCGCAGAGGUUCUCAGGCUAACACAGCUCCUUUCGAUGGCGUAGCGGCUAACCCCCCUGCUGUCCCUCAAGAGCCUGAGGAGACAGAGCCAGUCCUCGAGGAAUCUCCGGCUGCGACUGACUGCGUGACCGCGGUAACCGUCACUGUUACUGCUGGUGCCGCUCAGGCGACUAUCUCGGACGCUGUUACCGUUACAGCGGGCACUCCUGCCGCCACGACGGCUGCACCACCAGCAGCUACCCCCGCUACCCCCGCUGGCGCAGACUUUGGAAGCUGCACUGUGCCCGAAAUCGAGUUUGGCGUUGGCUUCGACAAUCGCCGUGAGACCAGCUUCCGCCCAGCCGAUCUCCAAUCCUUCAACCACGGCUCUGCUCAGAAUAUUGCCAUCAUCACACAAUUUAUUUGCGAUACUUUGACAAACAGUUGCAGAGCCAACCAAGCCGCUAAGGACGUUUGCGCUCAAGCACAGACUGCUGCACUGGCCGCAACUGCGAAGACAGGUGCCCAGGCUGACGCUUUUAACGCUGUGUUCGGAAUCACUACGAACUUCGCCGGUGUUGCUGUCGUAGACAAUACAGGACGGGUUGUCUCUGGUGGUGUCGAUGCCGCUGCUCCCAACACCGUUGUCGCCACCCAAUCUGCUGCACCUGUUGCGGCUACCCCUUCUUCCAACGUCGCUGGCAAUGGGGCCACUGGUGCUGCGGGCGCUAUUGGCGUCUUCGGUCGGUGCACGGUCCCCGAGAUCGAAUUUGGUGCCGGAUUUGAUGGCAGGAGGGAAACCAGCUUCCAACCCGCUGAUAAAGCUUCUUUCAAUCACGGAUCGGCGCAGAACAUCGAUAUUAUCACCCGUUCCAUCUGCGAUACUUUGACCAAUACCUGCCAAGCUGAUCAAACGGCCAAGGAUACUUGCGCCCAAGCUGCCGCUGCCGCCUCCGCUGCUCCGGCCAAGACUGGCGGUCAAGCUGACGCCUUCAACGCUGUCUUCGGUAUUUCGACGAACUUCGCCUCGAUUGCUGCGAUUGACGACCAGGGCCGAGUUGUUGGCGCCUCUACCGCGACCCCUCCCCCUGUGAAUAACGGUGCUAGCGCUGGCAACAAUAACGCCAACAACAACAACGCCAACAACGGGAACAACAAUGCCAACACUGGAAACAACGGCGGAGCUGCUGCUGGCGGAAACCUUCAAACCUUCAACGGCAACCUCGCAGGAGUUGCGGCCCCCGUCGUGACAGCCCUUGGUGACGGUCGCUUCCAAGUUACUGGCAAUGCAGCCUUCAACAACCUCAGAAAUGCCCUUGUGCGAUCAUGCGAUGUGCAAAACAACCAGUGUGCAAACGCUGCAAAUGCUUCGGGCAACCGGGGUGGAAUCAAUGUUGGUGCUUGCAACGCCCAGCAGGCUCAGUGUAUUGCAAACGCAAACGCGACAGCAAACUAA